This is a messenger RNA of Pelobates fuscus (common spadefoot toad), 2212 nucleotides long. RefSeq names its product gastrula zinc finger protein XlCGF52.1-like. The record is from RefSeq and is a predicted model, not a curated record. Bases 100 to 1308 code for a protein of 402 amino acids. NCBI's taxonomy places the organism in Eukaryota, Metazoa, Chordata, Amphibia, Anura, Pelobatidae. Gene Ontology annotation, cellular component: nucleus. Gene Ontology annotation, biological process: regulation of gene expression. The transcript is spliced from 5 exons.
GCAGCCAAUCAACUCACAAGAUUGUGGACCACGCCCCCUCAACCUCUCCCUAGGAAUGGCUGCAGGCACAGUUCUGUGAAACUGAAGACUGGGGUUAAGAUGGAGACAGAGGACGAGACAUAUGUAAGGUGUGACCAGCAGUUUGACAAGAGUCCUGCAAACCUAAAUGACAGAUAUGCAACAGCAAAGUCUGAGAUUACAAUUAAGAUCGAAGAGGAAGAGGAGUCCUGCGAUGAUGACUCUGGGGAGAAUGAAAAUCAUCCACAGUCCUGCUCAGAAGGAUAUGUCAUAGAUACAGAUGAAAAUGCGGAGAAGACAGACCAAAGUGAACAUCCAGAUUUAAAGGACAAUUCACAUACAGAUGGGUCAGCAAUCACUGGAGCAUGUGACGAAUCUUAUUGCUUGGCUAUGGCACAAGAUGCUAUUGAUUUGACAAAUAACCGCCACAAAGCAGAGAGGCUGCAUUAUUGCUGUAGAUGUGGCAAAGGUUUGUCCAGUCAUGCUGACCUCAUAGAACAUCUAAAAACUCACAUGGACGAGAGACCUUUUCCUUGUUCUGAUUGUGGAAAACGCUUUUAUAAAAGGUCAAAUCUUGAACAACACCAGAAGAUUCACACCGGCGACAAACCUUUCGUAUGUUUGCAGUGUAAGAAGUGUUUUAUCAGUAACGCACAUCUCACUAGACAUCAAGUAACACACAGUGAAAAGACUCUCUUUAUCUGCUCAAGCUGUGGUAAGAGUUUUACAAGGAACUCAACGCUCAUUCAGCAUCAGAGAGUUCAUGAAGUAAGGGCACCAUUUCCUUGCUCAGUAUGCGGCAAAGUUUUCACACAAAAGUCAGAUCUCGUGAAACACACGAGAAUACACACUGGUGAGAAACCAUUUGCUUGUGGCGAGUGUGGAAAAUGCUUUAACCUUAGGUCAAGUCUUGUGAAACAUGAGCGGACACACACAGGAGAGAAGCCGUUUACAUGUCCACAGUGUUGGAAACGGUUCAGUCAAAACUCACACCUUGCCAAACAUCAAAAACUUCACAGAGGGGAGAAACCGUUUCCUUGCUUGCAGUGCGGGAUACGAUUUAUGAGUAACUCAGAACUUGCGAGGCACAUGGUGAUUCACACAGGAAGUAAACCUUUUUCCUGCACUGAAUGUGGGAAAUGCUUUAGUUGGAAGUCCUCUCUUGUGGAUCAUCUGAGAAUUCACACAGGAGAAAAACCAUUUGCUUGUUCAGAUUGUAGGGCAUGUUUUAAAAAGAGGUCAGCACUUGUAAAACAUCAGAAAACACAUUCUAGCUUUGUAUGCACUUAACCCAAGGACUAUACAUUAAAUUAGUAUUAUAACUAAUUUAGAAUUGUAUUAUACUACAGAGCAGAAGUAGCCAGCAUGUGGCUAUACAGCUGAUGUAAAAAUGCAUCUUCCAUUGUGCUUUGUACCCCCAUAGCAUGAUGUCAAAGAAUCAUGGACUUGCAGAUAAACAAUACAAUACUGUUUGUUUUCUGAUAAAGGAUCAUUAUCCUUUCCUUAAAGGACACUUUAUACUUGCUGGAGGUGUGGGCGAGAGGUAGGCAUUAUGCUUCAUGUUUGGUGGUCCUGCUGCAGGCUCCAACCAUUCUGGACCGGCACAGCAAACCUCUUGCAAAAACAUAUUACCAACACCACGGAUAGAUAACACAAAGGUCUGUGUUUUGUUUAUGAUGCCGGAGGGCCUCCAAAACGUACCCAUGUCAUCCUUUACCAUGCCUUAAUAUCUGACAAUUUAUUAAUCUCUAGACUUUGGAAAAAGACUAAAUUGGUCAUAUGAACUUUUGACCAUUCAACAGUUUGGUAUCUACAAGACAACCCAAGAAGCAAGUACCGAAUGGGUAGCAAAAAUUAAAGACAUUCAUAAUUUUUUUUUAAAUUCAAGAAAAAAAAAAGCAUUCAAAGUCAACUGCCCAGGACAAAGGUCUCCGUCUCCACAAAGGUCCCACGUAGACAGAGACACGCCUAAGGGCCACAAAACUACUCAGUUGACGAAACUCUUGCUGUAAAAUUGAUGACCGGUGUCCACAUAAAAAACAUAACAUAAAGUGAUAUGACGUUGUGUCAUGCUAUGUUGGAAUGUAAAAUUUAUAUUAAUGUUCCCCCCAAUGCCUCCCUUCUUGCUUUCUGUACCCCCUCUUUUUUUUUUUUUUUUUGAUGCUUGCAAAACUAAUAAACUUCAAAUUGGAAA